This is a messenger RNA of Aspergillus wentii DTO 134E9, 1643 nucleotides long. RefSeq lists its product as uncharacterized. Gene Ontology annotation, cellular component: membrane. Gene Ontology annotation, molecular function: transmembrane transporter activity. The record is from RefSeq and is a predicted model, not a curated record. The coding region runs from base 1 to 1620 and encodes 539 amino acids. Gene Ontology annotation, biological process: transmembrane transport. The transcript has 2 exons. NCBI's taxonomy places the organism in Eukaryota, Fungi, Ascomycota, Eurotiomycetes, Eurotiales, Aspergillaceae.
AUGGAGGCAACUAGCGCCCACAGCCAAGAAGGCCAAGAUGACCUUGAUCUGCGCAAACUCGGCUACCAGUCUGUGCUGGCCCGUGGAUGGAGCGCCUUCGACAACUUUGCCUGCUCAUUCUCUGCUCUCAACUGCAUUGGCGGCAUUCGCGUGCUGUUCUACAUUGCGCUGAGUGCUGGUGGGCCUGCUGCCAUGUGGAGCUCUUGGCUCUCCGGUAGUAUCCUGUCCAUCAUCACCGCCGCCACCUUGGCAGAGGCUUGUUCGACCUACCCCGCCGCUGGCUCUAUUUACUACUGGGCUUUCCGAUCGUGGGGCGGUGGUGGUGUAGGACGUUUUGUAUCCUUUUUGGUUGCUGCGUGGACUUUGGUCGCGUGGACGUCCUUCCUGGCGAGUGAUUCCUUUGGUGUUGCCAACUAUCUCAUCUCGGAGGUGGUCGUGUUCAACCCAACCACUUCUUUUCCGCAUGAAACAUCGGAUGUCAAAGCGCGUGCUGUCGCUUGGGCCUUGUCGCUGUUCUUCCUCGCUUUGGCUACCUCGUUGAACUUUUUGCAUCCUCGUUCGUAUGCUUGGAUCUUUCGUGCUGGUCUGAUCGUCAUUUCGAUUGACAUUCUCCUCAACUUCAUCUGGUUGCCGAUCGGAGUAUCCAAGACUUACGGUUUCCAAUCCGCAGAAUAUGUGUUUACAUCAACAUACAAUGGAGGAGGGACGAGUGCUGGCCUGAACUGGGUGUUGUCGUGGUAUCUGACAGCUAGUUGUCUCGUCGGCCAGGAUGCCUCUGGCCACGUCGCUGAAGAAACUGUCGCAGCGAAGAAAUCCGCUGCUCAAGGUGUCUUCUGGGCGACUGUUGCCUCUGCGCUGUGUGGCUUCCCGAUUAUCAUUCUGUUCUUGUUCUGUAUGCCGCCGAUUGAGACAUUCUAUGACACCACUGUGCCCCAACCGUUUAUCAACAUGUAUGCACUGGCACUUGGGCCACAUGCCCACAUUGUUGCUACUAUCGUGGCUAUGAUCGGGGCUAUCCUGAACACAUCAAUCUCUCUCGUGGCCGUCUCCAGACUUGUCUUCGCCAUCGCCCGUGACUCUGUCUUUCCAUUCAGCGACAUCCUCUGCCGUGUCUCAAAAGACAAGCAGCCACAUAACGCCGUCAUCUUCAUCUCCACCUGUGCGGCCCUUCUCCUCUGCACUCAGCUACCCUCCCAAGUCGCCUUUUCAAGUCUGACAUCCACCUCUGCCGCCGGCUCCAUCGCUGCGUACGGCUUGGUCGGUUUCGGUCGUGCAUUCAUCACUCGCAAGACAUUCAAACCUGGCUUUUGGGAUCUCGGUCGAUUCGGUGUUUUAACUGCUGUUGUCACCUUUAUCUGGAACAGCUUUGCGUUUGCCGUACUUUGCGCUCCGCAAUAUGGUGAUGCUGCCAUUGCGGAGGAUUCGACUCUGUUCAACUAUGCCAUCGUCAUCAUGGCGGGUAUCACCGUCGUUGCAUUGGAGGAAUGGUGGCGCAAGUCACAGAACGAUUGGUUCGGAAAUAUCAAGGAUAUCGACACGAAUACCGAUGCAAGCGUUGAGCCUGAGCCAGUCUAUGAGACUGGAAAGCGGGAUGAGCCUUCUUCUGGAAUGGCCGUUUAGUGGUUUACCAUUCUGUAUCGGUG